AUGAGAGAGGGAGGACAGGACAGCAUCUGUGCUCACUCUACUGUGGUCCCUCCUGGGGCCAGGCAUGAGUUUCUCCUACAGUUGCUGCCCUUGUGCUGGGCUUUCCAGGCCACUCUCAUAGCACCUGUGUGGUGCCCCUCUGCCUCCCACAGCUGGGCAACCCCACGAAAUCGGGUCCCACUGCAGAAUUUGUCCUUCACUGUAAAGAGUUCUCACCCCGAGCUGACCCCUCAGGCUGCGGCGCCUGCUUGACCAUGAUAUUGAAGUGACCAAGCUACAUCCUGCACCUGCCACUCCCUGUUGAAAGGGACUCUUGUUGGCUGUCCUGGGUCUCCCAGCCAGACCAGUUCUGUGUCCCUUGAGUGCCCCGUGUUCUUUUGUGAUCACAGAGGAGCAGCGUGGAAGUGGAAGAAGCCCCUUGAGGACUAGGGACCCCAGACCCCACUGCUUAAGCUCACCAGGGCUGCAGAAGCUGCUGGAGCCAGGCCAGCCUGAUUAUCCCCACUGUGCAGAUGGAACACUAAAGCCAGAGCCGUGAAGAAGUCAUAGCCUGCUCUUUCCAGCAGCCUUGUCACACCAGCACCCUGAGGGCCCUGUCAGAGUGUCAGGGUUCAUCCCAAGAGCCCAGGUCCACCCUGCUUCUGAUGUCCAGGGGAAGCCAUGGGCCGCCCCUGUCCUGCACUCCUGUCCUUGACCAAGCUCAGGCUGUGGUGGCUCCUUCUGAUGCCAGCAGUGCUGGCACAGCGAGGCUCUCACACGCAGGCCGAGGAUCGCCUCUUCAAACACCUCUUUGGGGGCUAUAACCGCUGGGCACGGCCGGUGCCCAAUACCUCGGAUGUGGUGAUCGUGCGCUUUGGACUGUCCAUCGCCCAGCUCAUCGAUGUGGAUGAGAAGAACCAGAUGAUGACCACCAAUGUCUGGCUAAAGCAGGAGUGGAACGACUACAAGCUACGCUGGAACCCGGCCGACUUCGGCAACAUCACCUCCCUCCGGGUCCCUUCCGAGAUGAUCUGGAUCCCUGACAUUGUGCUCUACAACAAGAAAGAUUCGUGUCCCUGCGGAGGAUGCAUGCCAGGCUGUGUUUGGGGUCCUCUUGCUUCUGCUCCCCGGCCUGGUGGCAGUACAGGGCACCACAGCCUGUCUCCUCUCCCCAGUGCUGACGGUGAGUUUGCGGUGACCCACAUGACCAAGGCCCACCUCUUCUCCACCGGUGCCGUGCACUGGGUGCCCCCGGCCAUCUACAAGAGCUCCUGCAGCAUCGACGUCACCUUCUUCCCCUUCGACCAGCAGAACUGCAAGAUGAAGUUCGGCUCCUGGACCUACGACAAGGCCAAGAUCGACCUGGAGCAGAUGGAGCAGAUGGUGGACCUGAAGGACUACUGGGAGAGCGGCGAGUGGGCCAUCGUCAACGCCACGGGCACUUACAACAGCAAGAAGUACGACUGCUGUGCCGAGAUCUACCCCGACGUCACCUUCUACUUCGUCAUCCGGCGCCUGCCGCUCUUCUACACCAUCAACCUCAUCAUCCCCUGCCUGCUCAUCUCCUGCCUCACGGUCCUCGUCUUCUACCUGCCGUCUGACUGCGGCGAGAAGAUCACGCUGUGCAUCUCCGUGCUGCUGUCGCUCACCGUCUUCCUGCUGCUCAUCACCGAGAUCAUCCCGUCCACCUCGCUGGUCAUCCCGCUCAUCGGCGAGUACCUGCUCUUCACCAUGAUCUUCGUCACCCUCUCCAUCGUCAUCACGGUCUUCGUGCUCAACGUGCACCACCGCUCGCCGCGCACGCACACCAUGCCCCACUGGGUGCGCCUGGUCCUGCUGGGCUGUGUACCCCGCUGGUUGCUCAUGAACCGACCGCCGGCGCCGCCCCUGGAGCUCCAUGGGUCACCGGGCCUGAAGCUCAAUCCCACGUGUCACUGGCUGGAGACCAAUGUGGAUGCGUGGGAGCGAGGGGAGGAGGUAGCAGAGGAGCAGGAGGAGGAGGAGGAGGAGGAAGCCUGGGUGUGCUCAGGACGCCCAGCCCCUUGCACGAGUGUCCUCUACAGCCGCAGUAGCAGCAGCAGCAGCCGCCUGCAUCCGGGGGCGACGGGGCCCAAAGCAGAGCCUGCAUCGUGGGAACGUGAAGGCUCGCUGUCCUCUCGCAUGCAGAAGGCCCUGGAAGGUGUGCACUACAUCGCCAAGCACCUGCGGUCGGAGGACGCUGACUCUUCGGUGAAGGAAGACUGGAAGUACGUCGCCAUGGUCAUCGACAGGAUAUUCCUCUGGUUGUUCGUCAUCGUCUGCUUCCUGGGAACCGUCGGGCUCUUUCUUCCUCCAUUCCUGGCUGGAAUGAUCUGACUCCAUGCCCCUCGUGUUAACUCUAAGGUCCCCCUGCCCACCAUCUUCUGAGAUCUUUACUGCGGCUGCCUCUAGUGUACCCUUUGGGGUCAAAGCCAUCUGCCUGGUGUGCUUCUGUGGAGUCCUCACUCUGGCCCAGACUGUGCGGCUUUUCAGGUGGGCAUGGUUCUUCUGGCCAUCACACAUUGUAACCUGCUGACUGAUGCAGAGCCCUGCCUCAGAGGCCGAGGAGCUGGAAGAGGUGAAGGCAUCUACUUUUGGAAGCCUGGGACAUCACAGUGACGGUGUGAGCCGAAGAUGCUCCCAGAGGAGCAAUGUGGACCCUAAGUGACAGAGCCACACAGGGGGUGGAGGGCUGGGACCAGGACAGAGGGAGAGGUGCAGCCCCCAGGAUGGCACAUGGGGGGAAGGGGUGGAGGCCUGGGGGUGGAGAUGAGCAGCAACAUUGUGGGUGCAGAAAGGAGCCCAGCACGACAGGGAGGAACAGAGAGGGGCUGUCCGCUGCAUUCUUUGCCCCCACCUGCAGCGCCUCUGAGCCCCUGCCCCCUCCCCCUAAUUUGCUGCAAAGGGGCUGCCACCAGCCAGCUGAGCUUGCUGCUGCCCUGUGGGGCCACCGGAGCACACAGCGAGCAGAGGCAAAGGCAUCCACCCUGAGUCUCGCUCAGGGUGCACCUGACUCAAACUUGCAGCUUGAGCUGGGCAUGGUGGUGCACAUCUGUGGUCCCAGCACUCUGAAAGGCUGAGGCAGCAGGACCAGAAGUCUGAGCCCAACCUGGGCAAGGUAUGUUAAAGCAGGUCCCAAACUUAACAAAAUUUAAAUUUAAAAAGAGCCAGAGAUGUAGUCAGUGUUCCCUGGGCUCCAUUCCCAGGACCUCAAAAAUCAAAAGAGGGGCCUGGUCCCUGAUACCCACUUUACUUCAGGGUUUUGGUCUGAACUCCUCCAAGGCGGGGCAGAUGCCUUUUGUCUCCCUUGACCAGCGCAGAGCACAGCACCAGGUGUGUGGGAUCAGCCCUAGAGACGUGAGUCCAUGAAGUGGGGCAGCAAGCUGAGGCCUCAGGAAGGUCCCCUCCCAGGAAGACCCCCUGGUUCUGAUGGGUCAGCUGUCCAGUGGCCUGUGCAUUUUUCCUCCACCACAGCAGGGAAGUUCCAUGGGGCUGAGGGAUGGGAGCCCAGACCUCAGCAUCUCACAGAGGUGGGCACCGGGCUCUCUAGAUAGCACGAGCCCCUGGGCAGGAAAUGGAAUAGGGGAAUUUUCUGUUUCCCAGAAAUCUUAAGGUCUUCUCCUACCUCUACCCAAGAUCCUGGCCCAGCAGGCCCCUCCUCAAUUCCCUCUUCCUUUCUCGUCUGGGCUCCUCCUUGUUCCUGAGAAUGUAGCCCCCAGCUCCCCUGCUUGGUCCAGGGGUAAUCGCCAUGUUGUUCCUGCCCCUUGUCUGUCUCGCAUGUGAGUAAAGCCAUUAAAUAAA
Molecule: messenger RNA, 3798 nt
Organism: Cavia porcellus (domestic guinea pig)
Lineage: Eukaryota; Metazoa; Chordata; Mammalia; Rodentia; Caviidae
Gene: Chrna2
Product: cholinergic receptor nicotinic alpha 2 subunit
Exons: 8
Coding region: 661-2334 (557 amino acids)
Biological process (GO): response to nicotine; monoatomic ion transmembrane transport; signal transduction
Cellular component (GO): plasma membrane; postsynaptic membrane; synapse
Molecular function (GO): acetylcholine receptor activity; acetylcholine-gated monoatomic cation-selective channel activity
Source: RefSeq, a predicted model, not a curated record